Messenger RNA from Zasmidium cellare ATCC 36951, 579 nucleotides. RefSeq lists its product as uncharacterized. The transcript has a single exon. Lineage: Eukaryota; Fungi; Ascomycota; Dothideomycetes; Mycosphaerellales; Mycosphaerellaceae. The coding region runs from base 1 to 579 and encodes 192 amino acids. The record is from RefSeq and is a predicted model, not a curated record.
AUGGCUACCAUCGCACUCAACAGCGGCGACAAGAAGAAAUGGCGCAAGACGGCCGUCUGCGUCAAGUCUCCCUGGACUCGCGGCACCUUCAACAAGGGAGACGUCGUCUCUCUCCCGUACCACGUCGCCAACAUGAACCCAGAGCGUAAAGAGGACGAUCCCGGUCUCCAUCUGAGCGAAUUCGGACCCGUUCUCUCGAAACGUCGUAUGGUCAUCAUCCUCUUCAAGUACAAGGACAUCAUGUUCUGCGUUCCCCUGUACUCGUUCACCGGCCGAGACAUCGAGUCGAGACAUCCGGAAGUCAUCGAGCAGUACAUCCAGCUCAUCAACAUGUACGAUGACAUGAGCAAGUUCGCGGGCAAAGGCAAGUACGAGCCGAUUAAGUUCAGGCACGUUCAUAGAGGGCAAGGCCUCAAUGAAUGCACCACCGUCCACAUCACCGGAGGCAAGACGGUUUCCUGGCAGGAAGACAUCGAAUUGGUCGGCCGUUUGACCAAGCCCAGCUAUACACGGCUGAUGAAGCUGUGGCGCGAUUUCAACGACGUAGCUGACGACGAGGAGUGUUCAUGGCCAUCUUAG